GUGUGUGUUUCUGUUGACUUGACCCAACCGCUCUCUGAAUCUGAUCCUAAUACGAACCUAACGCCAUACCUAUUGUGUUCCUAUUUUGAGGGGUUUUCCACGUCGGUAUCACGGUUUCCCACGAUCAGGCCACCUAUGUAUCUUGACUAUCCUGACAGUUCAAACAUGAGAGACCGCAAGAAAGCACCACCUUUCCACGAGAGUGAGCUGAAGUUGCUCAUGCAACUGUACUGCGAUUCUUACGAAGAGUAUCAUGGACGUGGGCGAGAAAACGGAAAAAAUGGCGGCCAGUCCGAUAAGAAGAAUUUAUUACGACGUUUCGCUAAAGAGGUUUCAAACCUUGGAUUUUAUCAGCGUACCGAGAAACAGAUUGAAGAACGUUUACGAGCUGACUGUAAACGUGUUCGCAAGCAUGAGCGAGCACGAAGUCAUGAAGGACAAGAGGCGGUGCUAAACAGUCUGCCAACAUACCUACAUCAAUUGUAUGAAUGCCGCAAAAACAAGGCCAACGGUUCCGGUUUAUUGGGUUUGUGU
Molecule: messenger RNA, 534 nt
Organism: Ostertagia ostertagi
Lineage: Eukaryota; Metazoa; Nematoda; Chromadorea; Rhabditida; Trichostrongylidae
Source: the annotation of a GenBank genome assembly